AUGAAUAGUUUUUUAAAUAAACGAAGAUUUGGGAGAAGAAAACAAAGUAAAGAGGCCAAGUUUGCUUUAAAAAAUGGUGGUGAACUUGGAGGUAUCAGUAAUGAUGGAAAUACAUGUUUUAUGAAUUCUGUCAUUCAAUCUUUAGCAUCAUCCACAGAAUUGAUGAAAUUUAUUGAUAGUUAUUUAUAUGAAGAAAUAGAUUCUAUGGUUGACCAGAGAUCAGUGAAACGUGUAAAUCCUAAUCUUGUGUUUACAAAUAGUUUAAAAACUUUAUUGAAUAAUGUUAAUGGUCAAUAUGGUACUAAAGGGAAAGAAUUUUCCACUAGACCUUUAUUGAAUAAAAUGCCUAAUGGUCCUAAACAAAACUUCUUCUCGGGAUAUAAUCAAGAAGAUGCUCAAGAGUUCUAUCAGUUGGUGAUGAAUAUUGUAGAACGAGAAUAUAAAAAUAUAUCUCAUGGUGAAAAGAGUGAAAAGAGUGAAAAAAGUGGUGAUGAAGAUUCUGAGAAGGAAGAAUUUGUUGAUAGUGCAUUAAUAGGAAAAUUCAUCAGUGGAUGUGAAGAGCUCGGAAAAUUGGGCGACAUUUACGUGCCCGCAUCACAAAUCAAUCCUAAUUUAAUUGGAUCGGAUCAUAAAGUCAAACCUUUACAAUUGAUAACUCCAGUUGAUGGGAUAUCUGUUGAAAGAAUUGGUUGUUUGACUUGUGGAGAAGUUGGAGGUAUGAGAUAUUCUGUAGUUAGUGGUUUAAGUCUUAAUCUUCCAAAUGAGAUCAGUCAUUACAAUACUUAUGAAUUAUCUCAAUUGUUAAAAGAUUGGAUAUCUCCAGAGAUAAUUGAAGAUGUCAAUUGUAAUAGAUGUGGUUUACAACAAACCAAAAGUUUCCUAAAGGAAAAAAUUGAUUCCAGUAAUAAUGAAAAGAUCAUCGAACAAUUCAAUUCCAGAUUGGAAGAGAUUGAAAAUGAAUUAUCUAAACCUUGUGUUACUGAUGAAGCUUUUGAAAAACUUACCAUCAAACAAAUGAUUAAAAAACUGAAGAAACUGAAACAAAUCUUGUUGAGUAGACCUCCUCCUUUGUUAGCCAUACAUAUAAAUAGAUCUGUAUUUGAUCCAAGAACUUAUAUGGUAGUUAAGAAUUCAAGUAAAGUAUCAUUCCCAUUGAAAUUAGAUUUAUCUCCCUAUGUAGGUGAACCUAAAGAUAUCAAUAUGGAUGCAAGAUUACCUUUCAGGAAACAAGAUGAAACUUUAGAUUUCCAUUUGAAAUUGGAUGAUGAAGUUGAAGAUGAAGAGAAACAUGAAGAAUCAAUGGAAAUUGUUGAUGAAAAAGAUGAUAGUUCAUCAGAUGAGAUUAAUAGUAAUAAAUCAGCGUCUUCUGCUUCAUCAUAUACCAACACCAAUCCCCAACUUUUGUAUAAUUUGAAGGCAGUGAUAUCUCAUUAUGGAACUCAUAAUUAUGGUCAUUACAUUUGUUAUAGAAAGUUAAGAGGUAGUUGGUGGAGAAUCAGUGAUGAAUCUGUAUAUAUUAUCACCGAAGAAGAAGUUUUAAGUUGUCCUGGUACUUUUAUGAUGUUUUAUGAAUUUGAUGAUGGAUCCAAAGAGGAAUUAAUUCCUUUAGAUGACGGAGAUAACAGUUCAGAAGAAGUUGAAGCUGAAGCAGAAGAAGAAGAAGAGGAAGAAGAGGAAGAAGCAGAAGAAGAAUCAGGUCCAAAGUUGAAUCCUGCUUUGAGAGUUCAAGACGUAGAUGAUCUUUAUGAUAGUAGUGGAUUAGAAAGCGACGAAAAUGAAAACACCACAAAGGAUGAUAAUUUCAAUGUAGGUGAAGAAAGAGCAUUUAUGUAG
This is a messenger RNA of Yamadazyma jaroonii, 1833 nucleotides long. The record is from the annotation of a GenBank genome assembly. Lineage: Eukaryota; Fungi; Ascomycota; Pichiomycetes; Serinales; Debaryomycetaceae.